AUGGCGAAGUACACUGUGGACGCGACAGGGCAGCAGGUGCCGACGAAGGGUUCCCCGCAUUAUUUGUCGCAAGAUCGACCACUGACGGGAAGAGAGCGUGCCGACAAAGACAAGAUGGAAAAAGGUGUGCGCUCAGCUACAGCAGGCGAGAACGCCGCAAACCAGCAGAACCCGUCAAUUGCCAGAAGCAUGUCUCGGUACCGACGCAAUCGACCUUCUGCACGGACCGACCCAUCGGCCGCUUCGACAACACCUCCAACCCCUGCGCUUCCAGAUCAUGCGAAAGUUCAAUCUGUACCUCCCCUGCCAAGAAGCGCUCAGCAAACGCUGGGGGCGGAGGAUGAGCGUGCGAAAGAGCAACACCGGCUGAAUGCCAUGGAACAGUUGACAGGCGGGGCGAUUGCGGUUCAAUCAAUCCCGUCGCGGUCUGCAAAGACAGCGAGAGAAGUCCAGCCGAGGAAGGGGUUACAUAAAGAUGGCUCCGCAACGACAUCACCGACGACAUCAUCGCAGGUGGUUCAGUCAGGGAGACGUCGAGCUGACCCUCCACCUUCCUCCGGUGACAACAACCGCAAGUCGCUCCUGCAAAAGGUUGGGCUCUCCAAGCCGAAGCAGCCCCUCAAUGCUGGCGAGCGCUUAGUGCUGGUGAAGUUUCGAGAUGCUACUGCGAAGAUGCCCGUGACUCCGUACACCCAGGUGCAAGAUGUACUGGCGUCCGCUUCCCAACACAUCUCACACGAUAUUGAUCCCGCCACUUUCAUCCUGAUUGAAUCCUUCCAACAGAUCGAUUUGGAACGACCCUUGCGCCGGUACGAGCGCAUCCGAGAUGUCAUGAACUCCUGGACUCUGGAUAGCGAUGGCGUCCUCAUUAUUGUCCCGCCCUCGAGUUUGGAAGCUAUCGCUCAGCUCGAGGCUCAGAGUGUUCCUGCCGAGAAACCCGCCGAGGCUACUGUCUACCUCUACCACUCCCACCGUCCCCGCAAGUGGGACAAACGAUAUGUCACACUCCGUGCAGAUGGGCAGGUGACAGUCGCCAAGAAAGAAAACUCGAAGGAUAGCACCAACAUCUGCCACUUAUCCGACUUUGAUAUCUACUCCCCGAAUGUCCGAUCGCUUGCGAAGCAACUCAACCCACCAAAAAGGAUUUGCUUUGCAAUCAAGAGUCAGCAGAAAUCUUCCAUGUUUCUCUCAACGGAAAACUUUGUGCACUUCUUCAGCACCAACGACCGCGCUGUGGCGGAUAGGUGGUACGAGGCUGUCCAAGGCUGGCGCAGCUGGUAUCUCGUGAAUAAAGUGGGCGUUGCGGAUCCGGUCAAAAGGCCAGAAGAUGUGGAUCAUAAGUCUUCAAUGUUGCAACCCACGAUGACCAUGACUUCCCAGAAGCGAAGUGUACUUACCGAUACCCCUCGGCUAGAUCGUCAAAACAGUGAGCCAGAGCCUUGCCGUUCCAAAGAACAUGCACAAAAAGUGAGAUCCGAGAUGUCUGUUUCUCGCAGAAAGACCACUCGCGAUCAUAGGCCACCCCCCAGCUCUCUUCCCAAGACUCUUGCCAUCGAUACCAAUACGAUUACAUCUCAGGCGCUCCCUUCUCAGGGAUCGUUGUCUGCCACUGAAGCCCUGAAUGACUCUGUCUUCACAUCUUCUGGCCUAUUGGGUAGAACAUAUACCCAGCGACAGCAAGCGAUGCGUGAGCGAGAAGAGAGCGAGAAACGGGCGACGCAAGAUCCGUUUGCUAGUCAAGGACUCGUGGGUGGAAGCCCUAUGUACUCUCCGGCGGCUCAGUCGAGCAGCCGCACCAAUACACCUACCCAGGCCGAUGCUGCCGCGUAUCUGGGGCGUACCCAAUCUAUCAACCAGACUCAGAAACCGCUGGUCGACUUGACUCCGGUCUUCGUGGAACCACCGCAGCAUACGCGCAAAGGUCGCGGCAUCACCAUUGAGCCUGGAAGACAGUUGAUCGACGCAGCCACGGGACCCGAUUUGUCCCCCGGCAUUGUGGCGGUUCCCUCGGCGACCUCCUGGCGCCGACCUUGCGCCGAAAUCUCCUCCCAGUCCCGGUACCGCUCGAAUACCAUGCGCAGCGGGCGACAGGUCUCUGCACCCGUUCAGAGCCCAGCCUCCCACUCCGCCGGGGCUAGCCCGGCUUCUCCAAAUAGUCCAUAUCUGGCGAACAGUCUGCUAGCAGCGGCGAGCCGGAAGACGAGCAAUAUCCAGGGCCAGGGCAAGGCAACAGGAGGGCACGGCGUCGCAACAGGCGACCGCAACGCAACACGUCCAUUGCUCGAUAUGUCAGCCGAUAACCCCUUUGCGGAAGGCAGUCUGCUUCGGCAACUGUAG
Molecule: messenger RNA, 2337 nt
Organism: Penicillium canariense
Lineage: Eukaryota; Fungi; Ascomycota; Eurotiomycetes; Eurotiales; Aspergillaceae
Exons: 2
Coding region: 1-2337 (778 amino acids)
Source: RefSeq, a predicted model, not a curated record